AUGGCACCCCGACAUCAACUGCAUCUAGGUCCUUCGCGCACCAACUCUUUGGCGAUCAUCGAAGUGGAUUCGCCGUCGCCGCUAGCCAGUACUGGAUCGUCAUAUGGCACCCCCAAAAGGACGACUGCACAGUCUCGCUGGCCCUCUGGCGAACAGCCAACGAAGAACUCCUUAUUUCAGCUACCGGAUGAACUUCUAGCCCACAUUGUCGAGCUAGCUAUUAGUGAGGAUGGAUCCCAAAACCGCAAGCAACGAAGAACAGUCUGUCACAAUAGGAUAGCCCGAAUACUGACUAAGUGGUACCUCCCAGCAUCUCAGUCAAAAACCUCCACCGUACGCUCAGGGACAGACCACAUCUUCGGAAGCACUGUAGUUGCAAAAGACUUUGCCGAUUGGCUCACGGGUACCCGUAAUCUUUCCAUUUUUGGCAGUUUCGAUGGCAACGAGUAUGACCAAACCAACGGGACGAUAACCACCCACGCAUGGGACGUUCUUGCCCGGAUAGCGGCCAACUUCAAAGAUCUAGAGGAGUUCAAAAUUGACUAUGGAGGCUCUAGCUUUGAAGGCUCUAGCUUUAUUGUCCUAUCUCUUAUCAAGCGUCUGCGUUUUCCGAGGCUGAAGAGAUUGGAAAUUAAUGGCAUUUGGGAGUGGUGGGACAAUGGAGAUGUCGAAUUAGCACGAUCACCACAAAUGCGCACCGCAUCUUUCACAACCUUACGGAUAUCCGGCUACCGAGACCGGCCUCAAAGUGCAGCUCUCCUUCUACAAUGGCCUGCCGUGCUCACCCGUUUGGAGUUUUGCAACUUCUCAGACAACCCAGAAUUUGAGAAUCAUCGUAUGGACUAUCCAAUGUUCGAGAGCUGGUUGCGCAUCCAUCAGAACUCUCUUAGACAUGUUGAAAUAGGCGUCCUUUCCCGCACAGCCAGUGAUCGACUUUUCAACGCCACGCUCUUUCCGAAGCUUGAAUAUCUAAAGCUAUCGAGAUGGCAGAUGCGAGCUCCUGUGCAGUUCUCGCAUGAAGACUCGAACGUGCUAGGUCCGAGCUUGAAAACGUUUGCUUGGGACUUCGAGGAGUACGGAGAAAGCUGGAGCGACUUUGGAGAAGCCGAGGCAAACUGGAUUACGGAGCUCGCAAAAUGCGCUAUAUCACGCAAAGCUACUCUUGCGAAAAUUGAAAUUCAGAUUACGCCAGAUGCUUGCUGGGAAGUGACAGAAGAGAUGGAAUACCCUUGGGAUAGGAUCGACAGUGUGAGAGAUCAAAUCUGUAGGCCGAAUGAUCUGACUCUAUUAUACAACAAGCCAGUGAUCACGAAGGAGGCUUGGUUGGACCUUGCUCGGGCUGAGACACUUGACAUAUACGCAGACGGGGCGGAUGUUGACUAUUUACUCAAUUACGAUGAGUGUAGUACAUUGGAGGAGCAUAAAGGCCUUGAGCAUGAGUUUGUGCAGGCUUACCAAGGUCAAGACAUCCGAAAUUACCUAAUCAAAUUGCCAAACGCUCCUUGA
Molecule: messenger RNA, 1506 nt
Organism: Parastagonospora nodorum SN15
Lineage: Eukaryota; Fungi; Ascomycota; Dothideomycetes; Pleosporales; Phaeosphaeriaceae
Exons: 3
Coding region: 1-1506 (501 amino acids)
Source: RefSeq, a predicted model, not a curated record